AUGACUGGUAUCCGCGUCUACGCACGGAUUCGUCCGCCCAGUCUGAAAACCGGCAAGGGCAGCAAGCGAAAUGGCGAUGACUCGAGCUCCCAGUGGCUGAAACAGGAGAACGAGCAACAAGUGAGUAUCGAGAGUGGUAAUGGUCAGCGCUCCAUACCGCCAUCACGGGCUGGAGGGUCUCGCACAGCAACACCAAGCUCGGGCAGCGGACGACCUGCUAAGAAUCGCACGUUCCAAUUUGAACGCGUCCUAUCGGUCCGUGCCAGUCAAGAAGAGGUAUUCGACGUGGUUGCCAAGAGCAUUGUGGAAAGGUGCGUGGAAGGGUUCAAUGGCACUAUUUUCGCCUAUGGAGUGACUGGGUCGGGCAAGACCUACACCGUGGAGGGUAGCUGUCGCAAAUACGCAGAAAGAGGACUGAUUGCUCGAACCCUAACUCAUCUCUAUGAGCGACUAUCCGCCAGAGAAGGGAUCGAUUGGAGUGUUCACAUCAGUUACCUGGAAAUCUACCAGGACACUGGCUAUGACCUGCUCAACCCGGGCGCGCGUGGACACUCAAUGAUGGCUACACUGCCGAAGGUGGCCAUUUCGCAGCAGGGUGAGAGCGUCAUCAUUCGCAACUUGAGUUCACAUCUGGCUGCCAAUGAGGAGGUGGCGCUCAACCUGCACUUCCAAGGGCAGGCAAAUCGGCGGAUUGCUGAAACGCCGCUCAACCAGCGCUCCUCCCGCUCACACGCCAUCUUCACCAUCACAGUCACAGCACAGGAAGCCGACUCGGAGGUCGUCACGAGGUACGGCCAAACGAGAAUGCAAAUACUUCUGAAGUACUUCUGCCCAUGCAUUGUUGUUGCACUGAGCUAAUGUGUGACACACCUGCAUGGUGCUGAGAAGUCUCCAGGGCUGUCACAAC
Sycon ciliatum is the source of this 907-nucleotide messenger RNA. RefSeq names its product kinesin-like protein KIF6. The record is from RefSeq and is a predicted model, not a curated record. Lineage: Eukaryota; Metazoa; Porifera; Calcarea; Leucosolenida; Sycettidae. The transcript is spliced from 3 exons. Gene Ontology annotation, cellular component: microtubule; kinesin complex. The coding region runs from base 1 to 858 and encodes 285 amino acids. Gene Ontology annotation, molecular function: microtubule motor activity; ATP binding; ATP hydrolysis activity. Gene Ontology annotation, biological process: microtubule-based movement.